This is a messenger RNA of Phyllotreta striolata, 5389 nucleotides long. The record is from the annotation of a GenBank genome assembly. Lineage: Eukaryota; Metazoa; Arthropoda; Insecta; Coleoptera; Chrysomelidae.
GCCAUAUUUAUUCCUCGUGUGGUGAAAGUUGUCAUAAAAUUAAAAAAAUGUAAAGUAUUCUUGUUGUAUUUAUGUUUAUACAUUAUUAAGAAUUUUAGUGCAAUUAUGGCGAACGAACUUAAUAGCAGUACUGAACAAAAUUCACCAAAUAUUAACGAAGACGACGCCGAAAAGUCACUUGUUGGGAAAUUCAAAUCAAUUAUCAGCAACACACCUUUGUCCAAAUGGUUCCGAAGACAAAACAACAGUAAAUCAACAAUAAGAAGACGGGAGGACGAUGAAGAAUCCAAUGAAAUGCAGCCUCCUUCGAAACGAGCUCGGUUACCGGACUCGGCCGGAUCGGGCUUCAUCAAUUUGUUCUCCGGCUCCGUGUUGGAUAAUAAUGCGUACAGUGAUACGUUUAUAAACAAAACGCAUAAUUACUUUUCCGAACCCGUCGCUGGGCCAUCCGGUUUAAAAACCCACAAGGUGCUUAACAGUGUUACGACUAAUACGCAUAGUGCUAAGAAUUUAUUCAACAAUGACUUGUUAAACGGAAACAAAGACUCAGAUAGUGAGGAAUCCACAAGUGGUUACUCUUCUGUAGCUAGGAUAGGAAAUAAGGAACAAGCGUCCCAUAGCGAGGGAAGUUCCAAGCAACCGUCACCUUUACAAACGAAUUCACCAAACAUCAGGUCCUUAUUUCAGAGUCCAGCUGCCAGCGCAAAUCGUUCUCUAUUUGCCGAAAGAACUGGGAGCCCCAAAUUAAACACAUCGUUGAGUUCCAGAAGGCCGUGCUUCAGCGCGUCGACGUUCGGCUCGCCGAACUUCCUCGAUAGAACAAUAUCAACGGAGAAAAUCAUCAAUUCCCCGUUCUACAAUGGAACGACCAUGUACGGGGGCGCUUCGGCCUACGGGAAACGGUUCGGUAAAGGCGCGAAGGAUUCCAGGGCGUCGAUCAAGCGAUCGGUGCACAUCAAACCGAUCAACAAGACCAGGCAAGGCGGCGGUUUUGUUUUGGGCAAAACGGCGAGGAAAAUUUUAGAGACUUUAGAACAAUACAAUACUCCCGUUAACGAUGCGAAGAAGAUACCUGUUGCUUCGAAACGAUUUCGACCCGACGAUAGCCUGUUGGGUUCGCAUAUCGGAGUCAAUCCGUACUUGAAACAGAAACGAUCCGCUCUAACCACCGAACUCCAAGUGCCCACGGUGUCGGAUUUGUUGAAAAUGAAGCAGAAGGUUAAGCUGCAAACCAGCACGGAAACGGUCAGGCAAAUCGCCAUAUCUGCUCCGUCUGAUUCGAACAAACGUUCGGAAACCGACGCGAAUUCCUCGCCUAAACCUAGUUUACACGUCUCUAACGCGAGCAAAUCGCCGCGAUUAAAAGAAAAGGAAGAUGUCCAAAGUACGAAGGCCGUUGAGAAACCCAACGAAGCUAAGAAAUCAAAAAGUAUUACUCCGGCGCAAACUAAUAAACCUCAAUCGACCGCCAGUCUUCCAUCGUCAAACUUACCGCAGUUCGUUAUCCAGCCGGCUUCGCCGAUCAGAGAAGACGUCACCGACAAACCCUUCGCGGAAACCCCCGCUUCGAAGCAGCCGCGACCCAACGAACCGCGAGAUUGUUCUGCGACCGCGCCGAAAGACACGUCGCCUUACAAGUUCUCGAAUCCCCUCGUCAUAGCCGAGAACCUCAAGAGCAUCGUGGCCGUGAACAACUUCAAAUUCAGCGAGCCUCUGUCGAAAUGCGCCAAACCGAACAGCGCGGCGCCGCCGACGAAAGGCAAAAACAACGGCCAAACCACCGUCAAAGACGCCGCGUCCAAUUCGAGCCUCUUCGACAAAUUCAAACCGGCCGCCGGCACGUGGGAGUGUCCCAGCUGCUUGGUGCGAAACCAGCCCGACAAGGGCAAAUGCGCCGCCUGCGGAGCGUCCGCCUCCAAAGCGACAGCGAAGCCGUCGUUCGGCGACAAAUUCGCGAAACAGGACGACGUCUGGGUGUGCCCCGCGUGUCUGAUAAGGAACGGCAACGAUCGCUCGGAGUGCGCCGCCUGCGAAACGCCCAAUCCCGAAACGUCGGCGCCCGUCUCGUCGUCGAAUUCGCUGAGCAAGUUCCUGCCGCGCUCCAACACCUGGGAAUGCUCCACGUGCAUGAUCAGGAACGACGAGAACCUGGGCAAGUGCGUCGCCUGCGAGACGCCCAGAAUCGCCAAGUCGAGCGCUUCCGAGCCGCUGACCAACGCUUUCAAGACUAAAGACGACGAAUGGAGAUGCGAGGUGUGUUUGAUUAUGAACAAGUCCGAUCGAGGCAAGUGCCAAUGUUGCGAGGCCUCCAAGCCGGGAACUAGCACUAAUGUGGUGGUGAAGGAUUGCGAAAAGAGGCCGACGACGAAAUUUAACUUCGGCAUCGAUCAGAAAUCCGCGGCUUCCUUCAGCUUCGGAAUACCACCUUCAGCUAAGGCACCUGGGACUCUUGGAACUGCACCAGCUGUAGCAGCGCUUGGGACGGUACCACCGGCGCUGGGGACUGUACCUGCAGCACUCGGGACAGUACCUGGGGCGCUUGGGGCAGCGCCCAAAGCGCCGGCGACGGUACCGGCGGCGCCGGCGACUUUCUCCUUCGGCGUGACUCCCAAAGCGCAGGAGAAGGAAAAGACUGACGAACCCGAUAAGAAGAAGCUCGAUAGCAAAACCGCUCUGCCCGAACCGGUCGCGGCGGUAAAACCCGAUGUAAUCGUGCCAGAAAAAUCGUUUAAAUUCACUCCCGCUACUACGAUGCCCGUCGCGAGCGCCACCACCGGCGAAUCUAGUAACGUUAAAUCGCCGAUUAAAUCGAACAACGUCGAGGCGCUGCCGAAGCCAUCGUUCAAUUUCGGAUCGUCGUUCGAAAAGAAGGACACCGAAGCGAAAUCGACGGUUUCCUUCGAACCGCCGAAGAACGCGUUAUCGAAAGAACCCGAACCGCCGAAACCCGUUCAAUCGCCGGCCUUCUCGUUCGGCGCGAAUAAUUCCUUCGGUCAAAACAAAUCCAUUACUCUGAACAAGAGCGCGUCCGAAGCCAAAGCGGCUCCCACGUUCGGUACGCUCCCGGGGAGUUCCUUCGGCUCGGCCAAGCCGGGCGAAGUGAAGCCCUUCUCGUUCGGGAAAUUCUCCAAAGACGAGGGGCCCGCGGCCGCCGCCAAGCCGGCGUUCAAUUUCGGCUCGUCCGCUUCGGGCUCGCCCGCCGCCCCUUCGUCGGGCUUCAAUUUCGGAUCGAUCGCCAAAGCGCCGGCCGGCGGCGGUUUCAACAGCGCCGCCAACAAGAACGGGAUAUUCACGUUCGGCGCGGCCGCCGCGACGACGACGCCCGCCGCGCCUCCGAAUUCGGCGCCGAAGGCCGGGUUUAAUUUCAGCGCCGCGCCGGCGCCUUCGUUCAAUUUCGGCGCCGGCGGUAGCCAACCGGCAGCUUCGACACAACCAUUGGGAGGCUUCACGUUUACGGCAGCUUUCGAUGCGAACGCAAAACCUUCCUACAAUUUCUCGGACAAACCCGUGGCCUUUUCGGCUUCGCCCGUGAACGGGGGCCUGCUGGCGCCCAGGAAGAUGCGAAAGGCGACGCGGAAAACUCAACAGCGAUAGUUUUGUCGCGGUGUAAAUAUACUGAUGGAACUGAGAAUAUUUGCUAAGAGAAAAAGUGAGUGUAAUAAUCAGUGGGACCGUUGGGACUUUUCGAUAUUGUUUUAUGGAAUAAACGAGCCCGUGGAGUACUAUGUAAUGAUGAUGUAGGCUAAAUGUGAAGUUAGAUAAUUGAUUGAUUGAUUGGUUGAUUGAAAAGUUGUGACGGUCCGACGUUAUCGUAACUUAUUGUGUAUUUUAAUUAUAGUGUGGAACGUGUAAAAAAGAGGGGAAAAUUGUUUUCAGACCGAUAAAUGUUAACUAGGUAUUGUAAUAUUUCGGGCGAUCUGUGAAAAUCGCAGUGAACUGGCGAGUCCGCUUUUUUUGAAUUCCUGUAAUAUAAUGUUGAAAUUAUGAAGAAUUUAUGAUGAUAAAGGACUGACACAGUUGAGUUGAUGUUCACAGAUGCGUUUGAUAAUAUAGGGUGUUUUUUUUUUAAUUAAAUUAUGUUUUCAAUAUUAGCGAUUGAGAUUUCUCUUAUUAUAAUGUUCCGGAUUUAGCGAAAAAUUGUUUUUAGUUUCUGCCUAUUAUUGAAUGGAUACAAUAAACUAUGCUUAAAAGUUAACUGGACAUUGAUUUCUCGUAACUAUCUUAUUUGCGAAUAUUGAAAAAUAUAUCCAACACGUAUGUGCGUAGUACAUUAAAACGUACGACCCACGAUACUCCUAUGCUGUAAAUCUUAGUGUAAGCAUUUUAAUGGUCUGAUCCAUAGAAUGUAGAAUUUUCUUCGAUAUUAUUCCCCGAUGAUUGAAUGGCGGAAUUAGCGAAAACAUUUGAUGAAUGAUUUGAAUUGAACAUUAGCGUUGUAAUACUGACACGUUAAAGGCUUUUUCUGUGAUAUUCUCAUGGGUCAGGCCCCAUACCUACAUUAUCUAGUAAUAAGUAAUGUACAUGGUUAAUCUUAGUGCAGAGCAUGGGCAAAACGGUUAACUGAUGAUGAAACAUUUACCAAUAGACUGAUGAUAAAAUUUCAUGUUUUCAACUCAUCAAAUUUUACUUGUAAUAGCAACGGCGUUGAUAUUGAAUUUUUUUAGUUAUGAUACCUAAAAUAGGUGGAAUAUUUUCAUCGUUUUGUCCGUGUCCGUGUGGAUAAGUAGACUCACUCCUUACAAUAAAUAUGAAAGAAAAAGAAUGAUUUUUUUAAGAACGAGGUAACUGAUACUUCACAAGUGAAUUUUUAUACUGGCUGUUUACGGAUUGUUAAUAGUACAAAAAAUAUAAUUUUUUGAGCAUCGGCAGCGAAAGUUUCGAAUCUCUGUCAUAAAAUUAACGAUUAUUUUUUAAACGAAUAAUAGUUUUAUUUAGUAUUUUUAACGUAAUACAAUAAUAAUUGUUCCAAUGCGUUUUUUAAGAGUGGUUAAACAAACAUAGCGUUGAAUCAUUUGUACUUUUUUUAAAUUUAUUUAAUUACUAUUUUACUUAAUGCAUAUUUGUGAAUAUUCAGUGAACAUAAAAUACGUACGUUUUUUUGCAUAAUAAAGACUGACUACUAACUGGUUAAUUUCGCUAAUUUAUCGAUCUAAUGGAGCCUGAUCCACUAAUUAACUUACCUAUUUUAACAUCUAAUUAGUUCAGCAACACUGUUUUUUUUAUGUGAUUAUUUCUCACUUAUAAAUGAACGAAAAUUUUACCCGUAUAUUUUUAUAUUUCAUCGCAUAUUGUGUAAAUUUUACGUACAAUAUCUGAAGAGUUUAACCACUCGAAAAAAACGUCCCAACUUUCCUACAAAUGAGGACUAAUCAGCCUUAUUCAGCAGAAG